Aspergillus clavatus NRRL 1 is the source of this 3792-nucleotide messenger RNA. Its product is annotated as putative sensor histidine kinase/response regulator. Gene Ontology annotation, biological process: phosphorylation; phosphorelay signal transduction system. The transcript has 4 exons. Bases 1 to 3792 code for a protein of 1263 amino acids. Lineage: Eukaryota; Fungi; Ascomycota; Eurotiomycetes; Eurotiales; Aspergillaceae. Gene Ontology annotation, molecular function: protein binding; phosphorelay sensor kinase activity. The record is from RefSeq and is a predicted model, not a curated record.
AUGCUAGAGAUUGCGGAAUUCAGUACUGCUGGUCGAAGUCCCUUGGCCGAGACCGUCAUGGCGCAGGAGCGUGAAUUCUACAAGUAUUGCCAGCUUCCCCAGCGCCCUGGUCUCCUGCAUCGCCCUCCUCCGUCUCCCCGGACCGAGAUCGAUGCCGAUGAGUUACUGCCGCAGUCUUCGCACGACACCACGCUCACAGCAUUGGCCCAGCUCGGCGCCCUGCGCUUGAACGUCCAACGAUGCAUGAUCUCCCUCUUCGAUCGGCACACCCAGUACAUCCUGGCCGAGUCCACCCGCACAUUGAGUCUGCAGGAUGACCGAGUCCACGUUGAAGGGGAUGCCUUGUGGCUGGGCAGCAGUGUCAUCGCGAAGCCAGAUGGGAUCUGCCACUACGUGUGCGAGGAGGAUCAAUUGAACGUGGGAUAUAAGGAAUUGGAGGGCAGGGGGCCCUGUGCGCUUGUCAUUUCCGAUAUGACCAAAGACGACCGGUGUCGCCAGCGCCAAUACGUGGUCAACGCGCCACAUCUGAGAUUCUACGCCGGCGUCCCCAUCAUGAGCCGCAGGGGUAUUGCCAUCGGAGCCUUCGCCGUCAGCGAUGGGGAGCCCCGCGAUGGGUUGGACCCAUUGGAGGUCCGAUUCAUGGUCGACACCGCUGCAGCCAUCAUGAACCAUCUGGAGAUGGUCCGCUCGCAUGAACAGAACCGUCGGGGAGCGAACAUGAUUUCGGGUCUGGGCAGUUUUGUGGAAGGGGCUACCUUCCCGUCGAGCAGUCUCCGCCGAAGCAGACUCGCGUCGGACGAGGAUGAGGACCAACAUUCAACGGAUGGACCAGGCCCUCUUUCGCACUUGCGACGCCAUCACCAGGCACGACCAGAGAACCGUCCGAUGCUCAAGGACCGGAUGCACCACAAGGAACCUAGUGCAUCUCCAUCAGCAUCCCCAGAUACGCGACAAACUCCUCCCCCACAAGCCACUUCGACACCGAAACCGGUCCGUCAACCAGAAGUCACACUGGCCUCCGGUACCAGAGAGAUUAUCGGGCGCGCCGCACGUGUCCUGCAGAACUCCCUCGAAGUCGAAGGCGUCGUUUUCUUCGACGCUAGUGUCAAUUCCUAUUCGGCGCUGGUGCAGAACGCGGAUGAUCGCCAUACGGACCUGGAAAGCAGUAGCAGCAGCAGUAGCUGCGCUAUGGAUAGUAUAUCGAGCAGCGACAGUGACAAUCCAACCACGGGCCAUUCAUCAACCGAGACCGACGACUCUGCCGUGUGCGAGGUGCUGGGCCACUCCAUGGUCCAGGACGAUUCCGGCCGAUCACUCAAUGGCAUGCGCGAAUCCCUCCUGCGAUCCUUGCUCCGCAAUUAUCCCCGCGGCGCCAUCUUCAACAUCGAUGAGAACGGCGGCGUUUCGUCUAGCGAAGGCAGCGAUAGUGCCUCAGGUAACUCCGUCUCUCGCGAAAUCAUUUAUCGCCGGUACGAAGGAUCCAAGGUGCAGCGACAGUGGAAGCAACGAAAACGGGAGCGGUUGAGCAUCAAGGAGGAGAACAAGGCUCUGAUCAGGAUCUUCCCCUCGGCCCGCUGUGUGACGUUGUUUCCCUUGUGGGACUCGCGCCGCAACCGGUGGUUCUCGGGGUUGUUUGUGUGGACUUCGUCCCCGCGUGUCUUCAGCCUGGGGGGUGAACUGGCGUAUCUGUACGCCUUUUCCAACAGCAUCAUGGCCGAAAUCCACCGGCUAGACAUCGAACUGGCGAACAAGGCGCACGCGACGCUGGUCGGAAGCAUCUCGCACGAACUGCGCAGCCCGCUGCAUGGCAUCCUGGGUAGUACCGAACUUCUGGGCGACUCCGCCAUGACGCCAGCCCAGGUGGCUCUGGUCAACACCAUCGAGCACUGUGGCCGGUCGCUGCUGGAUAUCAUCAACAACAUGCUGGAUUUCGCCAAGAUCAACCAAUUCACCCGCAAGUCCCGCUCCUCGCGCUUCAAAUCCUUACAUACCUCCCGACGGAGACCAGCAUUGCCCGGCCGGACAUCUUCCAAGGAUAAGCCUAAUAUCGGGGUGGUCAAUCUCAUCUCGGACGUCCAGCUGGAUGCAGUCCUGGAAGAAGUCAUUGACAGCGUUUUUGCUGGCCAUUGCUUCUCAGCCAAGAGUGGACUCCUCGCCCGGGGUGUAUCGCCUCUCCCAGGCCGGGACAAAGAUGGCGAUGGGGCAAUGAAUGGUGCCACCGAACGCCCGUUGUCGGCAUUUAACGAGUCUCUUACCGUGAUCUACGACGUGGAACCCGCCGCCCGAUGGCUCUUUGAAACGCAGGCCGGUGCCUGGCGGCGUAUCCUUAUGAACCUCUUCGGCAACGCCCUUAAAUAUACACGCUCUGGAUUUAUCUGGGUGUCACUGAAGUCGAGCGCGGCAACAACCGCCAAGACGAGACGAUUAUCCCGCGGAGACGGAACCCGCGAGGAAAUGGGCAGUGUGACGCUGACCGUCAAGGACACGGGCCAGGGUAUCGAUAAGCAAUACCUGCAGAGCAACGUCUUCAAGCCUUUCUCGCAGGAGGAUCCCCUGUCCCCCGGUAGCGGACUAGGCCUCAGUAUUGUUCACCAGACGGUGCUGUCAUUAGGCGGAAAGGUCGACAUCACCUCCACAAAGGGCUCCGGGACCGAGGUCACCGUCACGGCAGAUCUACCGCGAACCCCUCAAGCGGAAACCAACGACUCCGAUCGCGAGAUUAGUCUUGUGCGCCGCGCCAAGGAUCGCGUCCGAGGCAAGUCAAUCGGCUUGAUCGGGUUUGGCAAUCCCUCGCGCGAGGAGGACGAGGCUUCGGCGCGUCUGCGCCCGUCGCUCAUGCGCAUGUUUAAGGAGCAUUUCGGCAUGGAUGUUGGGCUGGUCUCAAGCCAUCUGCCGGAUCAGCCGUCCUACGACCUGUACCUGGUCAGACAAGCCAAUCUUGACCAAGUGGACCAGAUCUGCCAGCAGGUGACCAUGGCCGAAAGCGACUCGCGUAGCCCGCCGAUGAUCGUCAUCUGCUCGACGCCCCAGAUGGCGCAGAAGCUGUCCACGAGCGCCAGCCAGCGACCCUCCACCUCGAUCUACGAGUUCAUUAGCCAGCCCUGCGGCCCGUCCAAGAUGGCAACCUCACUCCUGGCAUGCCUGAAACGCCAGAAGGAUCGCCAGGUGCGGACGCUGAAUGGCGUCGAGGCCAAGGCGAAGAGCGCCGUCCAGAUGACCACGACCAUCCUGGCCGCCCAGCGAGCCAGCCAGGCCAUGCAGCAGAACGAGGCGGUUUCGCGCGUCGAUUUGUCUCUGACUCCGCACAAGGCUACGGUGUCUGUGACGACGUCGGACGUCGACGAUUGCGUCGUGGAGGUGUCCACCGUCGAGGCCGCGAAGACUCGACCCUCCGUCUUACUGGUGGACGACAACGACGUGAACCUCAAACUGUUGGUCGCGUUCAUGAAGAAGGCCAAAUUCCCGUACUUGACUGCGUCAAACGGGUUAGAAGCGCUGGAAGUAUACAAGGCGCAUUUUCCGCAGGUUCCUGUCGUUCUCAUGGAUAUCUCCAUGCCGGUCAUGGACGGUCUCGAAUCCAGUCGGGAAAUCCGUCUCUUUGAGCAAAUGCAUCGCGAAGGAGGCAGCAAUGCGGGCCAUUCCUCCUUCAAGCCCACCACCAUCAUCGCUCUGUCGGGCCUGGGCAGUGCCCCCGUCCGCCAGGAAGCGUUCAAUUCGGGCGUGGAUCUCUUCCUGUCGAAGCCGAUCCGGUUCCAGGAACUGGUCAAGCAGAUCGAUGAUUUGAUGCGGUGA